CGUGGAGUGGAGAGAGCUGGGCACGCGCGCCGGGAAAAUGGCUGUCAAUUGACUUCCCUCUCUUGUGAUGGAUCCUAGCCAUCACACUGGGACUACAAAGGGCUUCUUUUGAAAAUUUAUAACGCAGACUGGAUUAAUAAUAAUAAUAAUAAUAAUAAUAAUGAAAAAAUGUAGUAGUAAGAGCUGAGAUGGCGCAGACAGCACGAGUCACCGGCCCACGACACAGAAUCAGCUGAUGGUGCGACAUCCAACCAGUUAGAGUGUUGCUGUAAUGACACCUGUCUGAAGAGGAUGGAGUUUCCCGGAUCUGACCCCGGGUUUGUGCACCAGCAGCCGACAUGGGAGGCCUGGAACGGUUGGGCUGGAAAUAGGUCUCCAGCUUGCACCGCUGAUGCAUUUCUGACUCCUUUUCCUGGAUCCGGUUAUCACCUCCAACCGAACGGUGCUCCUCAGAACGGACCUACGCCUUCUUCUCCACCUGGUUAUCACCUACACCUUAACGGUGCUCCUCAGAACGGACCUACGCCUUCUUCUCCACCUGGUUAUCACCUACACCUUAACGGUGCUCCUCAGAACGGACCUACGCCUUCUUCUCCACCUGGUUAUCACCUACACCUUAACGGUGCUCCUCAGAAUGGACCUCCUCCUUCUUCUCCAUCUGGUUAUCAUCUACACCCAAACAGUGUGUCUCCAAUGGGUCCUUCAGUAAUGCCAGGCAGUGCAGUGACUUCAGGCUUGGACUCGUACUGGUCUCCCCCUCAGCCACACUGCAAUGGUGUGUAUAAACCUCUCCCUGACACCAGAAGCCCAGCACAGAUGUCACUACAGGAUAUCAACUCACAACCGACCAGUCCUGUAUCCAGUCCUAAAUCAGAGUCCCGCUAUGGUUUGGACCCUCAGCUGCUACCCAGUGUUGUACAGGUGAUGAAUGAGGACAGGGCUCAGUGGGAGGGGAAAAUAUUUGCAACCGAGCACAAGUCCACUGUUCCCCCUCUCUCCAGCACUUCCUGCACUCUGGAGGACAGGGGUAAUGCAACUGCUCGAUUUAUCCGCUGCACGUCCUACAACUUUCCUAUCGAGGCCCAGUCCGCCCAGCAGAGCCACCUGCCACUGGCGGCCAUUUUAUGCCCCCUGGCCAGACCUGAGAACAAAGAGAGAUCAGUGCCAGUGUGUAACGCAGGGGAGUGUGUUAAGGGUUGUGGUGCGUGUGGUGCUUUCAUGAGUCCUGCUAUGAGCUGGCAGGACUGCGGGCAGCGCUUCUAUUGCCCUUUCUGCGGCAAACUCACAGAAGUGCCAUGGCAAUCAUAUCAGCCUACUAACAACGGGCAGCGAGUUGACCGGGAGAAGAGGCCAGAACUCAGUCUGGGUUCAUAUGAGAUCCUGGAAGCACAAAAGGGAGAGCCUGCUGUGUUGCUCCUGGCAAUUGAUGUCAACGCCGUUGCAAUCCGAUCAGGAGAACUUGACUUCAUCUGUCAGCAGCUUUGUACUCUACUCCUGUCUUUAAGCGGAGAAAAAGAUGAUGCAGAAUCAGAUCUGCGAGUUGGUUUGAUUACUUAUGACAGUAGGAUCCACCUCUAUGAUCUGAGUCCGACGUUGUCCCGCCCCCGCAUGAUGGUCUUGACGGACACAGACGAGCUGGAACUUCCUGUGCAUGAGGGGCUUCUGGUGCCACUCAAAGACUGCAGACACACAAUAGAGAGCAUUUUACAGCAAAUUCCACUGUUUGAUGUUGAGAUGCAGGACAGUUCAGGCUCUCAAGAUGUUUCCAUUCAAGCUGGACUCAAGAUCCUACAGGCUGCAGGUUGUCCUGGUAAACUGUUGGUCUUCCACUCUUCACCUCUUACUGAGAACUCGGUAAAGCAAAGCUCCCUGGGCUUCUUUUCGUCCAGCAAACCAAAGUCCAUCUUCCAGGCACCAGACUCUUCUGCAUCACUGGCUAAGGCAUGUGUCAGUCAAGGAUGCAGCGUCCAGCUUUUUGUGUUUUCCCAGCCGGAUGUGGGAGGGGCUUGGCCAGGGCAUGUACCUUUUCUUACAGGGGGAAGGCUUACCUGCUACAACAGCCUACAGUCCCAGCUAGAGAGAGAGCGUUUCCAUGGAGAUCUCUGGAGGAGCGUGGAAACUGACAUGGCCUAUCGAGCUCAGCUUCGAGUUUUUGUAAGCAAAGAAUUACAUGUUUCUGGUUGCUAUGGCGCCGUCCUCGGUGGUCCCGAAUCCCACUGUGUUGUGAUGGCAGCGCUUGAUUGGCACACAGCCUUGGCGUUUGAGUUCACUCACAGCAAAUCACUUGAUGAAACAAGAGGCGUGGCCAUCCAGGCUGUCCUGUCCUACAGUGGAUCCAGAGGAGAGAGGAGGACGCGCGUACACACUGUCAGUCUGGCCUGCUCUCAGAGCCUGAUAGACACAUUCAGGACCAGCCAGGCUGAGACCCUGCUCACGUUCUAUUGCAAAAAGAUGUAUUGUGCGGCAUUGGACACACCUUUGCAGUGUCUUCGUGAGGAGCUGCAGACUGAGAUCACAGAAGCUUUAGCUUGCUACAGAAAACACUGCUGCACUACUUCUGUUUCCCCUGGACAGCUGGUGAUGCCGCAUUUUCUGAAGAUUCUCCCCGUCUACAUUAACAGUUUAAGGAAGAGUGAAGUUCUUCUCCCGGGUCUGCGCAGUUCGGUUCAUCAGCGCCUGCAGCUGCGCAGCAUCACCGUCUCCAUGGAUACGUGCAGCACCGUUGCUCAGCUGUACCCACUCGUCCUGCCCCUGCUGGCGAACAUCGACGGAGACUCUGUGUCGUCCGUGGAUGCGGUGUUGCGCUGCUCUUCGUCCAGCCUCCAGUCUGACGGUCUCUACCUCCUCUAUUCCCCGCUGACGCUGAUUCUCUGGGUGGGCAGCCAGGUUUCGGCUCAGGCCUUAACGCAGCUCUUCAACACAUCCUCCUUCUUAUCGCUGACAUCCGGAGAGAUGAAACCACCUGUGCUGGAUAAUCCUAUGUCUGUCAGUCUUCACAAACUCAUCAGCACCUUACAGUCCUAUGCAGCCGUGACUCUUAAGUUGAAGGUGGCGAAGGAAGGCGACAGUUGUGACGAGUGCGUGCAGCGACUCCUGGUGGAGGACAGGAGUCCUAACGGAGGCGCGUCCUACGCCGACUUUCUGUUCCACCUCCACGUCAACUCCCUGCGUCGUGUUGUGGGAUGACGGCUGCGUUUUUGUAUCGUCUUGACAUCUUGUGUCUUUCUUCAGGGACAGCGUGUCUUAUAUUAUCGGUUUUGUUCUUUAUGUCCAUCACAGAGUGGUAUGGCUCGGCCGAACGGCACUCUGGCUGUGGCUGGAUGUACAGUACGAUGUAGGCCGAGCUUGAAGACGAGCCCAGUUUUGCAUCAAACUCAUUUUUAAAUCAUCUUUGCACUUGUAUUACUCAAGUGUGCAAAUCACAACUAGCAUGUGAAUAUUUUAAGCAAUAAGAUAUUCAGAUUUAUACAUAUUUUCUGCUUAUUGCAUUACUUUCUUUUUUUCUCAGUAGUGUAUGUUAAACAUUUGUGUGUGUGUGUGUGUGUGUAUGUGUGUUUGUUGUAUUUAUUCCAUAUUUAUCUUUUAGAUUUUGAAAUGCUCCAAUAAACCGAUGUGUGUGUCA
Molecule: messenger RNA, 3622 nt
Organism: Clarias gariepinus (North African catfish)
Lineage: Eukaryota; Metazoa; Chordata; Actinopteri; Siluriformes; Clariidae
Product: protein transport protein Sec24C
Exons: 21
Coding region: 292-3186 (964 amino acids)
Biological process (GO): endoplasmic reticulum to Golgi vesicle-mediated transport; COPII-coated vesicle cargo loading; intracellular protein transport
Cellular component (GO): endoplasmic reticulum exit site; COPII vesicle coat
Molecular function (GO): SNARE binding; zinc ion binding
Source: RefSeq, a predicted model, not a curated record